UCACACCAGGUUUGUGGUUCCGUCCCGUCCAGUGUCCACCUGCCUCCGGCUGGAUGCUGUCGUCCUGCUCACAGACAGAGGAGUGGCUCUGAGUGCUGCAGAGUGAUGAAGGAGUCGGUGCUUCUCCUCAUCCUGUUGGUGGAGGUGUCUUCCAGAUCCCACAGCAGCCGGUGUGAGUCCGGCUGCGAGUGCCGAGGUGGUCUGAAGAUCACCAUCUGCUCAAAGGCUCUCCUCGCCCAGCUGCCAGUCCGAAUCCCCACCACCACCGAGCUCCUAGACCUGUCCGACAACCGCAUCAGUGCCAUCCCACAGCGCUCAUUCAGGAAGAACUUCAAGCUGAGGGUUCUACUGCUGCAAAACAACAACAUCACCUUGUUGGAGUCUGGUUGCUUCUCACAGCUGGAGGUCCUACAGAGGCUGGACCUGAGCUCGAACCAGAUCUCUACCCUGAGUGAGGGCUUUUCUAUCGGCCUGGCAGUCCUGAGGGAGCUGCAGCUGGCCCACAAUCACCUGAUGAUGCUGGACAGUCAAAGCUUCCAGCACCUGGAUGGUCUCCAGAGGCUCAACCUGAGCAGUAACUCCAUCCACACCAUCCAGAUCAGGACAUUUGCUUCAAUGAGCACUCUGCGGCAGCUCCAUCUGAAGGACAAUCAGCUGACAUCACUGAAAAGCGGGAUCUUCUCCAUGCUACGAUCCCUGGAAGUCCUCAACCUGGGGAACAACCAGAUCAGGGAGACUGAGCCGGGUGUCUUCAAGCCCCUUGCCAGCUUGACGUUGCUCAAUCUGGCCAACAACAGGUUCUCCUCCCUCUACUUCAAGACAUUCCUCAGCAUCCACAGUUACAGCGCCCACAUCCUGCUGGAGGGGAACCCCUGGAACUGCGACUGCGACCUGCAGAGAGUUUUCUGGAAGCUGCGGACCAUCCAGAGGCUCUUUCUCGACGACUACUACAACUUGACCUGCAAGGCACCAGCCGACCUGAAGGACUACCCACUGAUAGAAGUGGACGCAGAGCUGUGCGUCGCAGAGACCGUCACCGUGCUCAUCAUCACCAUCACCGUGGUGAUAACCGUGGUGGCCGCCAUGCUGAUGGGAGAGAGGAAGAGGAAGAAGAGGAAGAAACAUAACACUGGACGCAGUACGGGGAACUGUCUGACGACUCGGACUACUGAGCAUGCCAACCGCCACCACUGUCUGUUCACAUUCAUCUUCAUGCACACUUGAACCCACAAUGGUCCAAAAGACAAAACAACAAACAAAAAACCCAAACACCCCCCCAACACACACACACCCACACACACACAUACAACCACACACACACACACACUGGACUUUCUCAUAAUUCUGAGAGGCAACUGUCACACCACCUGUUGAGGAUUAAAUCCCACAAGAAAAUCUGGAUCCCGCAUGUACUUAAAGAGCUUUUGGAUUUUCUGGAUGAUGUCAGAUUUAUAUUUUUUGUUUUGAGAGAAAGAGAGAGAGAUUUCCCAUCUGCUUCUCAAAGACUCUAAAAUCAGUUUGAAUUAUGCUGAUGUACGACAACAUAAAAAUUAUUUCUAUUUUUUAAAUGUAAUGGAACAAACACAUUUUUUUUUUUCCCUGUGCUUUGGUCUGCAUUUGCUCCAGAUCACAACUGACCGCAAAACACAAUCCAGAGGGAUUUAGAAAAAUUUAAAAUAUUUCACACUGAUGAUCCAAUUUGAGAAUUUGUCACAUUUGUAAUAAAAUUAAACCAGUGUUUUAAUUUCCCUGCAUGAAGUCAAGUGUGUAAAAUAAUUAAUCAGUUUGUGUCCUGUUAAGACAACCUGUUUUUGAUAUUAUUUUUCAAAGUAAAAAAAAAAAAAUAUAUAUAUAAAGAGGUUAAUAAUGAGUUCUCAUUUAUUUACCUCUUUA
Thalassophryne amazonica is the source of this 1893-nucleotide messenger RNA. Its product is annotated as leucine-rich repeat-containing protein 15-like. Gene Ontology annotation, molecular function: protein binding. Lineage: Eukaryota; Metazoa; Chordata; Actinopteri; Batrachoidiformes; Batrachoididae. The record is from RefSeq and is a predicted model, not a curated record. Gene Ontology annotation, cellular component: plasma membrane.